Messenger RNA from Perkinsus marinus ATCC 50983, 1761 nucleotides. RefSeq lists its product as hypothetical. The coding region runs from base 1 to 1761 and encodes 586 amino acids. The transcript has 16 exons. NCBI's taxonomy places the organism in Eukaryota, Perkinsozoa, Perkinsida, Perkinsidae. The record is from RefSeq and is a predicted model, not a curated record.
AUGCAAGGGUUUGGUGGUGCCAAGUCUGGUGGAGCGAAUGACCCAUUGAAGGUCGGUGUAGAUGAUGUAGAUAGAGAUCUGGAGGAGGCUGAUGAUAAUGAUACUGCCAAGAGCCUAGAGGCAUUCGUAGACGGUAAACUGAUGACUGUUGUGAUGACCUUGCUUACUAUAUUUGCACUAUGGGGUGAUAAUAUGCGUGUGGCUUUCUUCGACAAGGAUGCUGACAAUGUAUUCUAUGUGUUAUUCGCAUUCGCACUCUUCAUGUUCUUUCUUGAAUUCUUUAUUAACACAGUUGCCAAACCAGAGUACAAGUGGGGAUUCUUUUUUGUUCUCGAUCUAAUUUCGGCUGUAUCAAUCAUACCUGAUAUUCCCUGGAUAAUGAGCGCACUUGCGUAUAUCAUGAAUGGUACAUCUGAGGGAGUAGGAACAUCUUCCACUGGAGGAUUGGACAAGGCACGCACUGCUCGUAUUGUACGUCUGGUGCGGCUUAUACGGCUUAUCCGAAUUGUCAAACUGUAUAGCAUGGUGUCUAAAGCGCAGGAUGCCGAUCAAGAGGAGAAACUAAAAGCUCAGGCGAGGGCUGCGCAGAACGCUAAACAAGCCGCGCUGAAGCGCAUAGAAGCAUCAAGACUGGGCAGAGCACUUUCUGAGCUGACAACUCGCAGGGUUAUUGUUGGUGUCCUCCUUAUGUUGUUCAUCAUGCCACUUCUACAGAAUUCAGAGACAAAUGAGGCCUUUUACACUGGCCUAUCCCAGCUCUAUUGGUUCGGUCGUAGUCGAUGCGAUACUGCAUCAGAGAAUGCAUCUUUCGGCUGUGAUGGGCAGAUACAGAAGGCUGGAUCGUCUUGGAUAGAAGAGGAUGGAUGGAAGAACAUGUUAUGGAUAUAUUCCAGAUCAGGAUUCAGAGCCAAAUAUUAUCCCACUGAUGAGGGGGUACCAGACUAUCUUAAUGAUGGAAGGCUGAGAGAUGUGAGGCCGACGAACAACUUCAAUCUGAGGGCCUAUGUUAUUCUGACUUCGAGGUCUUAUCUAUCGACUCGGAACUUGGUACGUGGAAUCAGACGAAAAGCUGUGCAGGGGUUCAACUGCCAUCUGAUUGCCCGUUCAUCUGAUCAUGACUCGGUCAUGCUUGCUGAAACUCCCGGAUGCGACAAAGCUAUAGCCUAUGCUCGAUUCGAGACAAAGUCUCUUCAACAGACAUCGAACGCGUUGGAUAUGAUAUCCACACUUUUUGUCUGUAUCCUAUUAGGUACAUUGAGUAUACAGUUCCAGAACGACACACAGAAAUUGGUCAUCGGCCCAAUUGAGAAAAUGGUCAACAUAAUCAAGCAGUUGGCUGAGGAUCCUCUCCGUAAACGUGAAGUUCAGGAUACUGAAGUCCAUCACCCAUCCGAUAAGAUGGAGCAGCAGUCUCUAAGCAUGUCGCCUCACUUUGAGGAGGAUGAUACUUCCGCUGGACCUCAACUCGAGACUAGGAUGUUGGAGAAUACUAUCUUGAAGAUUGGCAUGCUUCUGCAGGUGGGGUUCGGUACAGCCGGUGCGGAAAUAGUGGGCAAUAGUAUGAAACGUGGGGAUGGUGAACUGAAUAUCAUGAUGCCAGGACGAUGUAUAUUAGGUAUAUUUGCAUAUGUGGGUAUCAAUCGGCUGGCAUCCCUCGCCGACAGUUAUGGUCAGGACGUAACUGUUCUGGUCAACAAGGUUGCUAAGAUCAUCCAUGGUUGUGCUAAGCAUUGGUAUGUUACAUUUGGGUCUGGCUCGUGA